CUCACGAAAGUUUCAGAACAAGGAAACUUCUUAACAGAUUUUGGUCCGAGGACCUCCAAUGAGAGGCUUUCAAUCUUGCAUUGGAAGGUACCUCCUCUCCCCAACAGUGCGUAGGAGUCUCUCUGUCCGAUGGCGGAUAUCGAGACGCCGCCGCUGCGAGCCGUAAGUGGCCACCCCCCGCAUGCAAAGCCGAAGCAAACCCGGCAUGUUGCCUUCUCGGAGGUCUCCGAGUGCUCUUCGAUCCCGGGUAACUACCCGAGGAAGUCGAGACGCUGCUGCAGGUGCAACUGUGGGUCAUGCUGCUUCGUCUGCUGCGCCUGGUCAUGCCUCGGCGUGCUUGCUGUGGUCCUUGGCAUCCUCGUCCUUGGAGUCUGGUUCGUGUCAUUCAUCAAGUCCGACCUGCCUGAGGUACGGGUCCAGAGGCUCUCCUUCCCGGGCAUGCGCUUGGCCAAUUCGUCGAAGCAGGAUACCCUGCUGGACACAGGCGUCGAGGUGAUCCUCAACGUCACCAACAAAAACGAGAAGAUUGGGAUCUCGUACAAGUCGAUGACCGCAGAAGUUUCUCUGGAGGAAAUCAGGAUAGGGCAGGCGCACGUUUCCGGGUUCUUCCAGGAGCCGAGGAACCAGACAAUGCUGAAACUUGCAACUCAAGUCACCCGCACUGUAAUCCCCAAGGAGGACGGGUCAGAUCUGCAAUCAGACUUCAAGGAAAGAGUGAUGGUUCUCGACGUGGUUUUGAACGGGACAUUAGCACUUAACUUCGGAAGGUUCAAGUUGCAGGGGCUGCCGUUCGUAAUAGGGUGCACCGACAUCAAGCAAGCUGAGGUCGAUAUCGGUUUGGAGCCCCGGUGCAGCAUUAGGGUUUUUGCCUUCAAGUGAAUGUCCCCCGUUCUCAGGUUUCCGCUACCUAUGAAUCUCGUCGUAUGUUGCGUUAUCGUUUCUCAGUUGGGUGGAGAUUCCUCAUCGCUGGCCAAAUCUAGACAACCCGUCGCGCUGUUUCCAGUACAAUCCUAAUAAAGGGCAAUUAGAGCCUGUCAAGAGGAAUGGAUUGAUUCUAUUUUCGGAACCUGAGUAUUUUUUCACUUAUGUGAUUUAAAGUAGCAUAGCUUUUUACAGAUCAAAUGAAACCUGGCCCAAAGGUGGAAUCAGGGUUUCUGAUCCUUUUGUUCUUUCCAGAUCUUCGUGUUUGUAGAUAUCAAGAACAAAGGCUAACAUAAACUCCGCCCUCAA
This is a messenger RNA of Syzygium oleosum, 1230 nucleotides long. RefSeq names its product NDR1/HIN1-like protein 2. The record is from RefSeq and is a predicted model, not a curated record. Gene Ontology annotation, cellular component: plasma membrane. Lineage: Eukaryota; Viridiplantae; Streptophyta; Magnoliopsida; Myrtales; Myrtaceae. The coding region runs from base 130 to 879 and encodes 249 amino acids. The transcript has a single exon.